AUGGCGACCUUCGAGCAGCAGACGCAGCUCGUUGUGGAAGCCCUGCUCUUCGAUCUGCGGUGUGAGGAUGAGGGCGAGUGCCGCAGCCUGGAGACUGACUCGGGAGGUAGGGCCUAGCCCGCAGAAGAGCCCCCGACCGGCUUCGACCCCAUGGUGGUGGCCAGUCGCCUGCGGCGCAUAGGGGACCAGUGCAACUUGGAUUUUGAGAAGGUUUCCUCUGCACCGCUCGCCGAGGUCCUGAAGGGGAAGAUGGAGAUGUUUGGGGCUGCCGUGGACUCUCUCAGCAGGACCUGGAGUGACCAGAACCCCGAGCUGGGCUACGAGAGAGCAUUUCUCUCCAUUUCUGUUAAAUUGCUAACGUACGUUCUUCAGAAGAUUGGACCUGUGGUGCUCCCCACACAACUCACAGAAGUGAUUAGCGGAAAUUCUCGAGUGAGGAGCUACAUUGAGGCCUCUGGCGGAUGGGAGAACUUCGACAAUUGA
Mesitornis unicolor (brown roatelo) is the source of this 483-nucleotide messenger RNA. It is a transcript of the gene BCL2L15, whose product is annotated as BCL2-like 15. The transcript has 4 exons. Gene Ontology annotation, biological process: regulation of apoptotic process. NCBI's taxonomy places the organism in Eukaryota, Metazoa, Chordata, Aves, Mesitornithiformes, Mesitornithidae. The record is from RefSeq and is a predicted model, not a curated record.